AUGAGUGACGGCGACGCCGCCGCCGAAGCGCGCGCGCGUCGCUACGACAACGCCGAGCCGCGCACGCGUCGCUACGACGACGACGACGACCUGGUGGCGCGGCGCGAGACGGUGGCGCCGCCGUUGCCGGACAUCACGGUGCGCGCGGACGACGAUACGGAGUUGGUGGUGGUGGGUCGCGCGACGCUGAGCGCGGCGCUGCAGGGAAGCUGCGAGGAUGCGGUGCGACGCGUCACCGCGGUGAUCGCGCAGCUAGAGGUCGUCAAGGAGCAGCUCGUCACCGGCGAGUACAAGUCGCGGCACGGUCGGCCGUCGAGCCGUGAGGCGACGCGGCGACGCGAGCAGCAGGAGGAACAGAUCCGUGGCCAGCAGGAGCAGAUAGCGCAGCAGCAGCAGAAGAUACACGAGCUGCAGCAAGCGUUGCUCGCCGUCAACUUCGGCGGCAAGCUAGCAGCGGCCGCCGCCGCCGCGCAGCAUCCGGGGGUCAUGCUGGUGCCCGUCUACGAGAGCGUGCCGACGAUGACGGCCACGUCGUCGUCGGUGUCGCUCGUGCACGCGCCGACGACGCACAUGACGCAUCCGCUGCUAGCAGGCGCUGCUGGAACUACCUCACUCUACCCGUCACCGCCCGGCGCGCUGCCUGCGCAGGUGUCACUUGUGUGCGAACGCGCGCAGCAGGUACCGGCAGGUGGCGCUGCUGUCCGCGCCUUCCACCUCAGCGAGCUCCUCGUCGGACGAGAACACGGCCGCGCAUCCGCUUAG
This is a messenger RNA of Priapulus caudatus, 762 nucleotides long. RefSeq lists its product as uncharacterized. The coding region runs from base 1 to 762 and encodes 253 amino acids. The transcript has 6 exons. The record is from RefSeq and is a predicted model, not a curated record. NCBI's taxonomy places the organism in Eukaryota, Metazoa, Priapulida, Priapulimorpha, Priapulimorphida, Priapulidae.